Messenger RNA from Schistocerca cancellata (South American locust), 847 nucleotides. RefSeq lists its product as uncharacterized. Gene Ontology annotation, biological process: regulation of transcription by RNA polymerase II. Bases 35 to 847 code for a protein of 270 amino acids. Lineage: Eukaryota; Metazoa; Arthropoda; Insecta; Orthoptera; Acrididae. Gene Ontology annotation, cellular component: nucleus; transcription regulator complex. The record is from RefSeq and is a predicted model, not a curated record. The transcript is spliced from 3 exons.
UCGGACGACGCAAAGGCGUACGGCUGCCAGAAAGAUGUCGAGCCAGUCAAGGAAAAGUGAAAUGAGCCACUCACAGGAUGUGAUGCUCUGUGAGCUGGUCUCGCAACACCCUUGCCUUUACGACCUGAAGAAUCCCAAAUAUAGGGACACUUUGUUCAGAGACAGAAUUUGGGAAGAAAUAGGAGCACAAUUGAAACUGGCAGGUGAUAUGUGCAAAAACAGAUGGAGGAAUAUUCGGGACUCGUAUCAGAGAAAUAAACGAGAAAGAAAGCUUGGAACAGGUUCACAUGCCUCAGCAAAACCAAGAAAAUGGGUUCUGCUUGAUCACUUGGCUUUCCUGGAGACAGUUCAACAAGAGAGGCAAUCUAUCUCCAAUAUUUCUCUAUCCGAAGAAACGUCUGACAGUAUAGUUUCUGACAUAACUGAUUUCGAGGAGAAUACAGACGUUGAAUCUCCUCAGCCAGAAACGUCUGAAAUGACAGAGGUGGAAUGCACAGUAGAUCUAGGUACAGCUUCAAAGCAGUUGAAUCAAGAACCUCGUCCCAGCGGCACAAACGUACGUAAAAGGAAGAAGUUGCGUUCUGAGGAUAGAAUAUUUGACCUGCUCGAAAAACGACAGAGUGAGCGGGAAAAGGCAUUUGAAGAAAUAAAAAAAAGAUGCCUGGAGACAAGUCCAAAGGAAGAUGAUGUCGAUUUGUUCUUACGCAGCAUGGGCCUGACAAUGAAAUCAUUCCAUCCUACUAUUUUGGCAGAGACAAAAAAAAAAAAAAUCUGCAUUCUAGUGAUGGACAUGCAACUUGAAAAUGAAAAGUUUCAGACUACGGCAGAACAGCCUAAAACUAUCUGA